Molecule: messenger RNA, 1113 nt
Organism: Mollisia scopiformis
Lineage: Eukaryota; Fungi; Ascomycota; Leotiomycetes; Helotiales; Mollisiaceae
Product: PHP domain-like protein
Exons: 1
Coding region: 131-1084 (317 amino acids)
Biological process (GO): tRNA processing
Cellular component (GO): nucleolar ribonuclease P complex
Molecular function (GO): RNA binding
Source: RefSeq, a predicted model, not a curated record
UCCAGUACAAAGGAAAGCCGCAGAUUUUAAGAGGAUAUACCUCAAAGGCCCCUGCAUACAAACUGCCAUCCACCAGGCGGUAUCAGACGAGUUGGAGGUAGCCUGGCAGAGCAGCCACACCAUCACCACAAUGCUCUACGACCUCAAUGUCCCUUGGUCACCAAGCCAAGACUCCGCUCAAUUACAGAGAACCAUAUCCUUCCUCUCAGAAGCAGGCUACUCAGCUCUCGCCCUCAACCACACCAUAAAAAGUCCUCUCCCCCCUCAAAUAACAAACCCCAUACCAACAACCCUCCCCUUCACCCUCCCACCAAAAACCACCCUCCUCCGCCGCUGCACCCUCACAAUCUCCGACCCCUCACUCAACCACCGACUCCCAAACCUCGCCUCCGCCUACGACAUCCUCGCCCUCCGACCCACGAGCGAAAAGGCGUUUCUCUCAGCAUGUCAAUCACUGACAGAGCACUCCAUAAUCUCGCUCGACAUGACUCAACGAUUUCCCUUUCACUUCAAGCCGAAACCGUUCAUGACGGCUGUCAAUAGGGGGAUCAGGUUCGAGAUCUGUUACGCGCAAGCUACGAUGGGAGAUGCUGGCUCGAGGAGGAAUUUUAUAAGCAAUUGCUUGGGUAUACUGCGUGCUACGAGUGGAAGGGGUUUGAUUGUUAGCAGCGAAGCUACGAGCGUGUUGGGAGUUCGAGCUCCGGCCGAUGUGUUGAAUCUACUGUCAGUCUGGGGACUAGGAAAAGAUCGAGGAUUGGAAGCUCUGGAUGUGAAUCCUAGAGGGGUGGUUAUGAACGAGGGACUAAAGAGAAGUGGAUUUAGAGGAGUGGUUGAUAUCAUCGAUGGAGGAGACAAGCCUACUCCGAAAGAAAAGAACACACCGACCUCUAACGGGGCAGGAAAGAAAGGCAAACGGAAAGCAACAUCAGGAUCCCAACAACUCAGCUCAGAAGCCCCUCUCAGCAAACGAGCAGCAAAGAAAGCCCGCCUCGCAGCCGUGAACCCAGAACCAGAUACCUCUCCCCCUCCACCCGCCACAGAACUAGACACCCCUAGCGAAAUAAAAACCACCACAAAUGGCUAAACCCACACAUGUUCGAGCAGUCUCUUUUU